AUGAACAACGUUGCUGCUUCUAUUCUCAAUAACGAUUGGGAUAUUACGUUGAAUUACACCGAUUUUCAUUUGGAAGAUUUGAAAAAAAAUCAUACAUUCGAGAACGAUUUCGAAACUAUUGUGGGAUUAUGUGUGGUUAUAUCAGCAAUAAUGGGAGUAUUGGCAAAUAUUGUCGUUAUAAUACUCUCGUUUGGACAUGUAAAGGGGGAUUUCAGUUUAUUUGUAGCAAAUCUGGCUGUCGUCGAUAUUGUGUGCGGAUUUAUCUUCAUGUUUAUGGGAUACAUUAAUGUCAAUGACACCCAUAAUAUUCCAAUAACAUUUUUAUAUUAUAUGACUCUUGCAUUUUACGGUUCAUUUGGAACCAUGAUAUGUGCCUUAGUACCAAUAUCUCUUAGCAGAGUCUUAGCUUUAUCGAACACGAAAUUAUACAAAACGUUUUUUGACGGACACAAAUCAUUAUUGUUUUGCAUAUUGCUCGACUCAUUACCAGUAGCAAUUUUAUACAUCAUAUGCGUUGCCGAUCACGAUGUGGCCAAGUCAAUGUUUUAUUUAUUCGCUGCUAUUACUAUCUUCGCUUAUUUUAUUUCUUUCGCAACGAAUUAUAUGGUUUUUAGAGUAGUUGCAAGACACAUUGAAGUUGUUCAAAAUUUGCGAGAUCAAGUAAGACUUCUUGAGACUAGACAAGUCGCCAUCGCGACCCUUGCUCAAGCCUUAAUCCCUUUACUUUGCCAGGUUCCUGCCUUUUUAACUCUUAGCUCUAUAUUACUGCUCUCCGAGCCCAUAACAAAUGGACAUGUAAUUUAUAUAACGCAACUAUGGCUUGCUUUAAGCCCAUUAUUGGACGCUAUUAUCACCAUUCUAGUAAUUAAGCAAUAUCGAAUGGAAUGCUUCAUGUGCGCUUCCACAGUCGGGAAAAUAUGUUCUUUAGCGAGGACUAAUAUGUUCUUUAGCGAGGAAAAAGAAGUAUUUGAGACUCAAUUGUAA
Molecule: messenger RNA, 984 nt
Organism: Caenorhabditis bovis
Lineage: Eukaryota; Metazoa; Nematoda; Chromadorea; Rhabditida; Rhabditidae
Source: the annotation of a GenBank genome assembly